Messenger RNA from Physella acuta, 414 nucleotides. Its product is annotated as prostatic spermine-binding protein-like. Lineage: Eukaryota; Metazoa; Mollusca; Gastropoda; Physidae. The record is from RefSeq and is a predicted model, not a curated record.
AUGUAUCGUCCUCCAUUAGGAUACUUUUUAGAUACCAUAGCUGCUCCUCUGCUGGAUGAACAUAAAGAUGAAGAUGAGGAUGAGGAGAAGGAUGAGGACGAAGACGAAGACGAAGACGAAGACGAAGACGAAGACGAAGACGAAGACGAAGACGAAGACGAAGACGAAGACGAAGACGAAGACGAAGACGAAGACGAAGACGAAGACGAAGACGAAGACGAAGACGAAGACGAAGACGAAGACGAAGACGAAGGUGAAGGUGAAGGUGAAGGUGAAGGUGAAGGUGAAGACGAAGACGAAGGUGAAGGUGAAGGUGAAGAUGAAUGCGAAGGUGAUAGUGCAGGUGGAGGUGGAGGUGGAGUUGGAGGUGGUGGUGGAGCUGGAGGUGAAGGUGGAAGUGGAGAUGGAGAUUGA